This is a messenger RNA of Lineus longissimus, 8911 nucleotides long. RefSeq names its product carboxypeptidase D-like. Gene Ontology annotation, biological process: protein processing; peptide metabolic process. The coding region runs from base 7 to 6249 and encodes 2080 amino acids. The transcript has 29 exons. Gene Ontology annotation, molecular function: zinc ion binding; metallocarboxypeptidase activity. NCBI's taxonomy places the organism in Eukaryota, Metazoa, Nemertea, Pilidiophora, Heteronemertea, Lineidae. The record is from RefSeq and is a predicted model, not a curated record.
CAAAUCAUGGCGAAUUUUUGCCAUCUGGAUGUCCUGUUUCAAAGCAUAUUUUUCCUAUUUCUCGUGUUAAUAUCGCAGAAUGGACGAUUCACAGUGGGCAGUAGAUAUCCAAAGAGUAUAGACACAUCAAAAUAUCACCAUCAUGAUGAUUUAACAAAACUUUUGAAGCAAUAUGAGAAACUCCAUCCGAAUCUGGCAAAACUCCACUCUGUUGGAAAGAGUGGACAAGGCAGAGAUCUGUGGGCUUUGCAGAUUACAAACAAUAUUGGCCAAAAAGAGCCAGGAAAGCCUAUGUUCAAGUAUGUAGGCAAUAUGCACGGCAAUGAAGCUGUUGGAAGGGAAAUGCUCAUAUUUUUAGUUCAAUACUUGCUCGAUAAUUAUGAAAAUAAUCGUACGAUUUCGGACCUCGUUGACAGGACAAAUAUAUUUAUCAUGCCGACUUUAAAUCCGGAUGGAUUUGAACAUGCUCAUGAAGGAGUGUGUGGUGGUGUGUUGGGGCGAGGUAAUGGGAAGGAUGUGGAUUUAAAUCGUAACUUUCCUGACCAAUUCAAAACCGUACGCGGACAAGAACCCGAGACCUUGGCAAUGAUGAAGUGGAUUCAAGAGAAUAAGUUUGUCCUCUCGGCAAAUCUUCACGGAGGCAGCGUGGUGGCUAGUUAUCCAUUUGAUGACUCGAGGUCACAUGUCAUAGAAGGUCACAACAGUCCUACACCAGAUAAUGCUGUAUUUCAGCACCUCGCUCAUGUUUAUGCUGACAACCAUGGUACAAUGGCGAAGGGGAACUUAUGUCGUGGUGACAACUUUGGAGCAAAUCGUGGCAUCACAAAUGGUGCUGCUUGGUAUGAUGUGCCAGGUGGGAUGCAAGACUACAACUAUCUCCACAGCAACUGUUUUGAGAUAACAGUCGAGCUUUCAUGCUGUAAAUAUCCAUUUGCUCGGGAAUUAGCCAAGGAGUGGGAAAACAACAGGAAUUCUCUCAUCAGUUACUUGAAGCAGGUCCACAUUGGAAUGAAAGGAUUUAUCCAUGAUGACAGUACAAAACAGGGUAUUGCCAAUGCCACUCUCAUGGUCCAUGGUAUCAAUCACAAUGUGACGUCUGCAGAGUUUGGUGACUUCUGGAGGUUGUUGCUGCCUGGGACGUACACUGUUACUGCGGAACACCCCGAUUACCUGCCUACUACAAUGAAGGACAUCAAGGUUUCUAGCGGCUCUCCAACCCAGGUUGAACUUAGAAUGAAAAAGAGGCUUAUACAAACAAGGCAACCACCGAAGACAACCUCAUCCCCUUUGAAGCCUUUAGAAAACAUCAUACACACAAUCAACACCUUUUCAAAUGACACACACAUGAAUUUCAUUGAGCCAAAGUCUUUUAAACACCUGAAAUUAAAGGAGAUCUUGACUUAUUUUUAUGGCAUAACUAGUCGGUAUCCAAGCAUAACUCAUAUAUAUUCAGCGGGGGAAUCUGCCAAGGGGAAGAAGAUUGAUGUGAUUGAGAUAUCUGAUAAUCCAGGCCAACACGAAGCUGGUGAACCUGACUUUAAAUACAUCGGUAAUAUCUACGGAGAUGAUGUUAGUACAACUGCUGACUUGUUGGCACUCAUCGACUUUCUGUGUGUAAAUUACGAAAAGAAUCAGUUUGUUACGCAGUUGAUCGAUAAUACAAGGAUUCACAUUAUGCCGGUGGCGAAUCCAGACAGUUACGACAAUGCCAAGCAAGGGGAUCCAUCAGCAGGCCAUCUUAACUCCCAUCACAUUGAUAUCGACAAAGAUUUUAACAAAGAUAUCAAAGCCACAGAGGCAGAAACGAAAGCCUUGAUGAGAUGGUUCCAGUCUCAACCGUUUGUGCUGGGGAUGAACCUCAGGAGUGGUUCUCUAGCGGCUGACGUGACCUACAAGAAUACAGAGACUGGCAUAGCCUUGUACCACAAGGGGCCUGAUGAUUCAAUCUCGAGGGCAUUGGCAUUGUCUUUUUCGAAGCCACAUUCCACUCGGUACAAAGGACACGUCUGCCCGAAAGCUCAGGAAACAUACACCACUGAUACAGCAGAUGGAGUGACUUGGUACACGAUUUCCGGCGGAAUGACGAAAUGGGAUUAUGAACACACUGGUUGUAUCCAGCUGGCGGCGGAACUUGGCUGUACCAACUAUCCAACCAAGGAGAAAAUGAAGGACUACUGGGAGGUCAGCAAGCUACCCUUGUUAGCUUUCAUUGGGCAGAUUCACAAAGGAAUCAAAGGUUUCGUGAAGGAUUCAAAGACGAAUGCAGGAAUUCCUAACGUUUCUGUGAAAGUGGCUGGGAUCGAACACUCCGUUUCCACGGCGGAGUUUGGAGAUUUUUUCCGACUUGUGACACCCGGAACAUACAGUAUCAUUGUAUCGCAUUCAGAUUAUGGUUCUAUUACGAAGGAAAACAUUGUGGUAACCGAUGGUGUGGCAACGAGUGUGGAAAUUAAACUUGACAAAAAGCAGAAAGUCAUACCAUCAUUAGAGUCUCUCGUCAACAUGGUCAACAAACUAGGAGAUGCCGCCCACCGUAAUGCUCUCAAAUUUACGGAACCAACAAAAUUUGAACAUCACAAAUUUGAUGCCAUGACAACGUUCCUACGGAAAUACACAAACAAAUGUCCUUCAAUCACACGUUUGUACUCCAUCGGAAAGUCGGUGAAAGGUCGCGAACUCUGGGUGCUUGAAAUUACGGACAAUCCUGGUAAACACGAACCUGGAGAACCAGAAUUCAAAUACAUUGGCAACAUGCACGGGAACGAGGUCGUCGGACGAGAAGUUCUGCUGAAUCUCAUCGAACUUCUGUGUGAUAAUUACGGCAAGGUGGAUUUUAUAACACAGAUGGUCGACUUGACACGGAUCCACAUCAUGCCGAGCAUGAACCCCGAUGGAUACGAGAUUGCACAUGAAGGUGAUUCGCAAGGCCUUGUUGGAAGGAAGAAUGCCAAUAAUAUUGAUUUGAACCGUAGCUUCCCCGAUCAGUGGCACUCAUCACUAGCAGCCCAGCCCGAAACAACAGCAGUCAUUAACUGGUUGAAGAGCUAUCCAUUUGUGCUGUCUGCUAACUUACACGGAGGGUCGUUAGUGGCCAAUUACCCCUGGGAUGACUUCAAGUCUGGACACGGCGUCUACAGUAAAUGUCCUGAUAAUACGGUCUUCAAGCAACUCGCUGAGUCUUAUUCCCUGGCACACUCCUCCAUGCAUGCGGGUCAUCCAUGUCCUAAUAUGGUGCAUGGCGAGUACUUCCCAGACGGCAUUACGAACGGAGCUCAUUGGUACAGUGUUGCUGGCGGCAUGCAGGAUUUUAACUAUGUGCACACCAACUGCUUUGAGAUCACGAUCGAGCUGGGCUGUAUCAAGUUUCCCUGGGCGAGUACCUUGCAGGCAUAUUGGAAAGCCAAUGAGUAUCCUCUGCUUGUCUUUAUGGGACAGGUUCACAAAGGUGUGCGAGGCUUUGUCAGAACGAAAAAGAACGGCAAUGGUGUGAUGAAUGCAAUCAUUACUGUGGAAGGAAUUCAGCAUAAUCUAACAACAGCUAGGGAUGGUGACUACUGGCGUCUCCUAGCGCCUGGCGAAUAUAAGAUAACUGCACAAAAACAUGGAUACAAACCAGUAACCAAACCAGUCACCGUGACCUCAGGUGCCGCCAUCCAGAUUGACUUCACACUAGAGGAGGACACUCUCACCGGCUGGUCUCUGAAAGAAGAUUUUGACCUCAAGAAUAACUUGAAGACAUCCUACAUGGAUGGAAUAUCUGUCGUGCAGGAGAUCAAGGCAAUAAGCCGAAAGAGUCCUGAUGCUUUCAGGUAUACCAAACUUGGGCAGACAGGGCUCGCCAAGGAAAUAGGAUGCCUCGAGAUGAGCGUUGACGUCAAGCAUGGCGAUACCCCUCUCAAACCAAAGAUCGUUUUCAUUGGAUCCAUAAAUGGCGAUGAGCCUCUUGGACUUGAGAUGAUCAUACGAUUUGCCAGACAUUUCCAUGAAGGCUACAAACGAAAGGACAAGAAAGUGAUGGACAUGUUAAAAGACUUGCGAAUCUUCCUCAUCCCCGCUGUGCACAUUGAUGGCCUCUUUAGAGCCCAUCCUGGGGACUGUGAUGGGUCGAGAAGUAAUCUGGCAAAGAUGGAGGACAAGUUCGGAAUACACAAUGCAAUGUUUGAAGUGAUUGCUUUGGAGAAGUUCUUCGCCGAGAACCAGAUCGAUAUGGUGGUCAGCAUAGAAGCUGGGGCAUCUGUUACAACGUAUCCGCUUCACAAAGAGAGACCAAACACGUUUGGAAAAAUCUCCAUAAUGACAGAAGAUGAGAGAGACCUCAGGUAUCUUGCCCUAGCAUAUUCACAGAAAAACGAAGAGAUGGCAUUGGGAAAACAUUGCCCUGGAAGAAACUUCACUGAUGGAGUCGCCCAUGGUGCUUAUUUCGAACUGAUGUCCAAUUCCUUGAUGGAUUACUUGUAUUUCAAACACUAUACUUUCAUGAUUGCGCCACAUAUUGAAUGUUGCAAGUACCCAAGUGCUGACAGACUUCCAGACAUUUGGCGAAAGAACCUAGAAUCGAUGAUUAGUGUCAUAUCAACAGUAAAUAAAGGUCUUUGCAUUACGCUACGCAAUCCCCAGGGUAAACGGUUGAAAAAUGGAAUGCUAAAGGUUCACGGCCACGAGCAGGUCCGCAAAGCUACAGACAAUGGAGAUGUCUUCCUUAUGAUGCCGAAGUAUUCUAGUGUUGCUGUUACUUUUAGUGCCACAGGCUAUCAACCUUCCACCCAAGAAGUAAGUCGGUGGAGUGACAAAGUCCAGCGCGUGAAUAAAACCCUUCGUCCUGAAGUAUCAGUUAUGCCAUACCAUGACUACGCAAUAACCACAGAAUACCUGAAAAAUAUUACAAAAACAUUCCCUAAACUUACAUCCAUGAAAAGUAUUGGGAAGAGUGUGAAGAACCGUGACAUCUGGGUUCUGCAGGUUGGCUCACCUCAGAACCGAGUUCAUAGGCCUGGCGUUCCUAGCGUGAAGUUGGUCGCUGGUGUACAUGGAAAUGAGCCUGUAGGACGCGAAAUUCUUUUGGAGUUCAUCUCCUAUCUGUGUAAACAGUAUGGAGAUGACUGGGCAAUCACCGAGUUACUAGACAAGUAUCGUAUCCAUGUCAUCCCUAUGCUCAAUCCUGAUGGUGCCGAGCUUGCUGUCCUUGGCAACUGCGAUGGAAAGGAAGGAGAAACCAAUGCCAAUGGCGUGGACCUUGAUACAAACUUCCCAACUAUCUCCACUCCUUUGGUGGAACCCAGCUUGAAUGACAGCAGCCUUGAGCCAGAGACGAAAGCGUUGAUGCAGUACAUGCAUGAAGAACCAUUCGUUAUUUCUCUAGUCCUCAGAGGAGGAUCCUUGGUAGCUGCCUAUCCUUAUGCUGCUCAGGGUGUAGUUAAUGCCUCAGGUCCACUCCAAGAAACCCCCGAUGCCAACAUGUUCCAUCAUUUUGCCUCCAUGUAUGCAAAGAGUCACCCGACUAUGUCCACAGGCAAACCAGGUUGUGCGCAAGAUAAAGACCGUACGUUCCCUGGUGGUAUUGUUAACACAGCUAACUGGAAACCCCGAGGAGGAACCAUGCAGGAUUAUAACUAUGAUGCCAGAAACUGCAUGGAGUUGACAGUCUAUACGGGAUGCUGCCUGUACCCAUCUGCUGGUGAUCUUCCUCAUCUAUGGGCUGCUAAUAGGCAGUCUCUUAUGGAUUUCAUUGACCAGGCUAACCAAGGUAUCAAGGGUUUUGUAAAGGCUGUGAAUGGUCGCCCUUUGAAGAAUGCUUAUGUUGCCAUUAAUGGUUUUGAGAGGGGCGCAAAGACGGCCAAAGAUGGAGACUUCUGGAAGAUUGUGCCUCCUGGAAAAUAUGCGGUCACUGCUGCUGCUUUUGGACACAUACCUCAAACUCUGAGCGUACAUGUACGUGAAAAUCGUGGAGCUACUCCCGUUACAUUUGAGCUGAAGGAGGAUUAUUUCAUUCUUGGUUCAGGGCCUAUAAUAUUUGUAUCUGUGGCAGCUUCAGCACUCCUGAUAGUCCUCAUCACCGUUUCCAUUUUGAUCAUCAUGAGGAAGGUCCACAGUCGGAAAUAUGACCGGUUACACGCGGAGCAAGUCAGGCGGUCAAUACGAGAAUAUUACGAUGAUGAACCGGAAUCUUUUAAUUCUAAAAAAUCGUUGCUCAACAAUGAUUAUCAUGAUGAGUCAGAAGAAGAGGAUGAAGUUUACUAUAGCAAGAGGUGAUGACGGGAAAUUUCACUACAAAAUAAAAAAUAGAGAGAAAACUAAUGUAUCUUAAACCAGAUUAAAUUUGGUUAAGAACACAAAAAAGUAAUUCAGUUAGUUUUAGGAUAAAAAUGUUUUACAAAAAAUGUGAUGAUUAUUAAAGUGUGGUCAGUUUUCAAAAAAGAAUUGAAGGGUAUUGUAAAUCCUUAAGAACAAAGAGUAUAUUUAUGACCCUUCGCACCAAAAUGGGUAUGGUAGUAAGUCACUGUUAGGGUAUGUGUAUAUGUAUAGGUAUAUAUAUAUAUAGUUAGUUUAUCCACAUAUUCAUAUAUGUGUAUGAGAAUGUUGGUUUUAAUGGUAACACAAGCAAUUUUCCUUUUUGUGGACUUGAAGGCUCACUGCUAGGCCUUGCAACUAACUACCCAAUCUGGUGUGAUUAGUCGCAGUAUUCUUUGCUCCAGAGGAUAGAGUACCUAUUGUAAAGCGAUACAGGUGAUAGAAGGUGGUUGGUUGUUACAAAUUCCAAUUGAGUACCUUUUAGUCUUCAUGGAUUUAGGUGCAUGUUUACUAUGGUGCCAAUUGAGCUUCAAGCUGUUUCAGAGGUCUUUUUGAUGAACAGACCCAAACUGAUAAUACUGGCUGGGAUUUAUGCAUGCCUGCCUAUUCUAUAUUUAAUUGAGGUUAGGUAAUUAAGUCUUUCAUGAACUUGUAAAUUCAGCUCACAAACAAAAGUAUCGGUUGGCAGAUGAGGGCGAGAGUAAAUCAUACCAGCAAACAUGGUAAAUGAGGUGCAGUUUUUUCAUGGGUCAUGUUCAGAUUUAAUGACAAAUCUCUUAAGCUCUCACGCUUGAAUCAGAAGUGACAACAAUCUUGUCAAAAUACAAUGAAGGGUUGUUUUUUUUAUUUUGACAGUUUAUUCAGGGCCCUUUGACAAAAUGUGAUGUGUGAUGUUUUAGAAUUUGGGACCAAAUUUUCAACUGGAGUUUUUUUAAAACUUGGCAGGGAUUGAACUGGGCCAAUCGAAUUUAAAAACAGAGAUUUUUAUGGAUAGAUAUUUAGAGUGUUGGUAGUGGUGAGUAAAAGAACCCAUUUCCAAGACGCAUCAUAACCUUGUUUAGAAAAUUGGAGGAAGUCAAAGGAAGAAGCUGGAAGUGCGAUAAUGCAGAGUUCAUGUGGUAAGUGAAGAGGUUAAAAACCACAGAAUCGGAAUAAAAAAUGAUAGUCAGUCAAAUUACAGAGCAACUCUUUUCUAAUUCUUCCCCGGCUCCCCAUGAGUCUAAACAUUGACUUAUGGUAGACAUGUAUGAUGCUUUUUUGAAAUGGACUCGUUGCUUGUUGUAAAUUUUAUGAUAGUUGAGUUGGGUUUUUUUCAAAACAAAUCUAUGCUUGCUAUUAUGCAUGGAAGCCGAUGAAAGGGCAUUUCCUUUGGAGGUUGUAGCGACACUUGGUUGAUUUCAGUUAUUUCACAUUGCAUGUAACCACCUUAAAUGAUUUUUUAAAACACCUAUGAACCUAACAUAACAUUUGUGUGUUUGUUUGAGAGCAAACUGGUGCCUACAUCCAUUGAAUUCUGCCUCCAAAGAGUUAGUUUUAAAAUGAUAUCGUGUUGAAAGUGUUUUGUUCAUUGAAUGAGAUUAGGCACAUAUCUAUAUGGAGUUUCUUACAUCAUUCCAUUUUCAUGAGUGGUAAACCCCUGAUAUUUGAAGUUGGCUGUUUGAUUUGUUUGCUGCCUGUGAAUUUUCAGUUUUCUGUUCAUACCAUAGCAAAUUUGGGUGAUAUUUGAAACUAGUCAUUUUUCUGUAAAUUUGUUUUUGAAAACGUGUGCUGUAAAUUAUUUUGAACAAAAAUUUCGAGAGUGGUGAAUAGUGGCAGAGAGACUGGUGCCACCUUAAUGUCAAAGAUCUCCUUGAAAAUGACCGCAAUUUUGGGAAAAUUGACCAUUAAACAACCUUGGGUGCUUCCUCUUCCACAGACUUCUUGAUUUGCCAAAUAACCAAAUUUACUAGAUUGAUUGUUCUUCCAUUUGAGGAGCAGUAGCGCAAUGAAGAAGUAAAGCAUAGCACCACAUGAAACAAGUACUAAUCCAAUGCUAUUCAAGGCAUUUUAUACCAUUCAAAGAUAUGUCAAACUUUGGCAAAUUUCUGGUACUUGGUCUGGCUGGUGAUAGGUUGUUCACUGUACAGGUUUGCACGUUUGAGCGUAAGGUGCCUUAGUUUUCAUAUUGUGCCUUCAAUUAAAAUUGUCAACAAUCUUCCAAUAAUUUGAAUUGGGACAGCUUUUUCACAAGGACUAAGUUUUCCUUAACACCAAUGUAUGUACUGGUCGUUCUUGGUUUGAACCCGGAUGUAAAAAUAAAAAAGUUUGAACUCGUUGGUGCAUAAUAGAAAUGAUUCCAAGAUGAGAUGGGACCAUAUUCAGUGUAUUAUCAGGUUGAAGGUGUUGAUAUGAGAGAGGUUCAGAUUUUGAUCCGAGAAAGAGAAUGAAAAUGAAGUGGCAUUUGGACGACGGAUAUUGCAUGGCAUGCUUAGAAACUCUGGUACAAAACAAUCAACUGGUUGACAGCAACCACAGUGAGAAAAAGACUCCUCAUUCUGAUUCUUGGGUCAAAAUUUGAAUCUCUCUAUUGUUGUGAAUGGUUGUGGGGUUUAUAUGGGGUAUAAAUAAAUGAGAUUUUGAAUAA